This is a messenger RNA of Anoplopoma fimbria (sablefish), 1808 nucleotides long. RefSeq names its product peptidylprolyl isomerase D (gene ppid). The record is from RefSeq and is a predicted model, not a curated record. Bases 112 to 1224 code for a protein of 370 amino acids. Gene Ontology annotation, molecular function: protein binding; peptidyl-prolyl cis-trans isomerase activity. Gene Ontology annotation, biological process: protein peptidyl-prolyl isomerization; protein folding. The transcript has 10 exons. NCBI's taxonomy places the organism in Eukaryota, Metazoa, Chordata, Actinopteri, Perciformes, Anoplopomatidae.
CUCACCGGAUGUGACGUCGUCCAUUCUCAGCUCAACAUCAGCAGCAGCGACACCGGCCGGGACGAGCUAAGCUAAACUAAGCUAGCCUGAAACAAGUGCCCUGUCCUGAACAUGUCGAACCCGAUACCGGCAGACAAGCCUUCAAACCCCGACAACCCGCGUGUCUUCUUCGAUGUAGACGUCGGUGGAGAGAAAGCUGGACGGAUAGUUCUGGAGCUGUUUGCUGACAUCACCCCCAAGACUGCUGAGAACUUCCGGGCACUCUGCACUGGAGAGAAAGGCACCGGCAAAUCCACCGGCAAACCUCUGCACUUCAAGGGAUGCCCGUUCCACAGAAUCAUCAAGAAGUUCAUGAUCCAAGGAGGGGACUUCUCCAACCAUAAUGGCACCGGGGGUGAGAGCAUCUAUGGGGAGAAGUUUGAGGAUGAGAACUUCCACUACAAGCAUGACAAAGUGGGUCUGCUCAGCAUGGCCAACGCCGGACCAAACACCAACGGCUCACAGUUCUUCAUCACUACUGUCCCCACUCCACACCUAGAUGGCAAGCAUGUAGUCUUUGGUCAAGUGUUAAAAGGGAUGGGAAUCAUAAAAAUGCUGGAGGCCAUUGACACCAACGAGGACGUCCCUGUAAAGCCGUGCGCCAUAGCUGACUGUGGUGAGCAUAAGGACGAGGACAGCUGGGGCAGUGGACCAAGCGAUGGAACAGGGGACGCCCACCCAGACUUCCCCGAGGACUCCGACGUCGACUUUAAAGAUGUCGACAAAGUUCUGUCUGUUGCUGAGGAUGUGAAGAACAUUGGAAACAGUCUGUUCAAGAGUCAAGACUGGAAAGCUGCAGUUAGCAAAUAUAGCAAAGCCCUCAGGUACUUGGAGGUGAGUGGAGAGCUGCUGGAGGAGGAGGCGCAGCAGAAGCUGGAGCCCACAGCCAUCAGCUGCUUCCUCAACACAGCUGCAUGUAACCUGAAGAUGCAGCUGUGGCAGGACGCCAUGGACAGCUGCAAUGAGGCUCUAGAGCUGGACCAAGCCAAUACUAAGGCACUUUUCCGGAGGGCCCAGGCCUGGCAGGGGUUAAAGGAAAACAGCAAAGCCAUGAUUGAUCUGAAGAAAGCUCAGGGAAUAGCUCCAGAAGACAAAGCUAUCGGCAACGAGCUGAAGAGGGUGCAGAUCAAGAUCCAGGAGGAGAAGGAGAAAGAAAAGAAAAUCUAUGCCAAAAUGUUUGCGUGAACACUUCACCCAACGAUGCAAUGAAUUCCUGUUUAGUAACGUUUAUCGAUAUUUGAAGUCAUCUCUACGUGGGAGGCCGCACCCAAGAUAAGAAGUCUGUAACCAGGUGAAAAUGUACAGCAUUUUCAGUUUGCAGGUCCUUUUCCUGUUUUUCAAGCGGGCACAUCUCUCACUGUUUGUGUUGUUUUAAGGGAAUAACUGUUGUAAGCUUUGACCUGUCUUAAUUCUGACAAGCGUCUUUCACUGUAAUGAAUAUUUUUGAGCGUUGGUCUGAUGCAUGGCUGACUCCACUGCUCAACACUGGUCCUUUUUUGCUCUGGGGUUUUGAAGUAGUUCAGCAAAGCAAAAGUCGUGUCUGUUGUAUCGUUUCAUUGUAGGGAUUUUGAUACCGUGCCCUCGGCCACUACAUCAAUCUGUUUUUUAUUUAUGUUUUUUACAGCAGUCAAUAAAAACAAAAAGGAUACCCUUCAAGAGUUCUUUAUUCAUUACUGUGAUGUUAUCAUCUAAUGAUUUUAUGUACAAUACAGUGUGGAUGGAAUGCUGUCCGUAUAUACACCUGGAAUAAAUGCUGAUAUCAACCUCAA